Wasmannia auropunctata (little fire ant) is the source of this 2043-nucleotide messenger RNA. Its product is annotated as protein asteroid-like. The record is from RefSeq and is a predicted model, not a curated record. Lineage: Eukaryota; Metazoa; Arthropoda; Insecta; Hymenoptera; Formicidae. The transcript has 2 exons. The annotation marks the transcript as partial.
AUAUCUCGAACCAAGAAGCAGAUUGAGAUUGCAUCAAGUUAUACCUUAUCUUCUCAGCAUCGCAGCAAAUUUCUUCCCCUGCUUAUAAAAGAGGUCUUCAAAGAUGUGAUGAAUGAGAAAGGUAUUAGGUAUGCACAGUGCAUAUUUGAGGCAGACAAUACCAUAGCUGCAAUAGCACGCAUUCUAAAUUGUCCCGUAUUAAGUUAUGACUCUGACUUCUAUAUUUAUGGAUCGUUAUACAUACCGUUCAAUACAUGGGAAAUUGGCAUAGUGCCUAAUAAACCAACAGGCAGGGGUUACAUGAAACGCUGCAAAAUUUAUUAUGUUGAGAAACUUUUCCGAGCUUACUAUGGAUUAAAUCAGUCUUUAUUGCCUUUGGCAGCAGUAUUAUUGGGAAAUGAUUAUGUGAAGCAACACACGUUUAGAAACUUCUUCCGUCAUCAACCACAAACGGGAAGAAGGAGAUACAACACUGAACAACAACGACGUAUAGACAUCGCAUUUCAUUGGUUACGAUCAAGACAUAGUUUAAAUGAAGCGGUAAUCGAGAUAUUAAGUAGAUGUCGAAAACAAGAACGUAAACACGUUUUAAAUAUAAUAGAAACAACAAUAAAUAGUUACAUCAACGCUGAUCCAUUGAGUGUGUGUCAUACACUAGGUAUUUCUGCGAAAAUCUCUUCGAGGAUAAACAUGCAGAAUAUGUCCAAGCUAUACAAAUUUGAAGGCGAUAUAUAUAAUUUGACAUAUGUGGACAAACAGACAAAUGAGGUGGAGCCGAGCGAUAUGGAAUUAGAGAUAGAGAACAGAGAAGUAGCAAACAUACUUGAAGAAAAGGAAUUGGUUUCUAAUGAGUCUCUGGUUGACAAUUUGCCUCGGUGGUUUAUUAAUAAAUUCAAACAAAGCAGAUAUCCUUCCUAUUUUAUAGAUUUAGUAACAAGGAAAUUGUAUGUUUGCCGUACACAAAUUGAAGAUCCUUCUUACGUCUCAUCUAUCAUUGUAAGUUUAAAAAUUAUAGGUGUUAUUUAUGGAUUAUUGAUCUCAUUGUCAGGAGUAAAAGGAAGAAAAACCGAUAUGGAAUAUAUAACCAAAGAUGAAAAUAAGAAAAUUAAGCGUUAUCAAUUGGAGUACAGCGACAAUAUACUUGGUUGCAAACUACCUUCUUUGCGCAAACUGAGAAAAGUACCCAUUGCCAUCAGAAGAGAAAUUUUAAACACCACUUUGACGAUUUCCGAUGCAAGUUAUGUAAACGAAAUUCCAUCAAUUUGGAUGUUAUAUAUUGCAACUAUGAAGUAUUGGAUAGAUCAACAACAGGAACCAUCUAAAUUUAAUUGUCAUAUAUACUCUUUAUUAUUCACUUUGUUAUUUAAUAUAAUAGAUUAUAAUAUAGGCUUCUAUAGAAUCCUAAGUAAAUUCAAUAAAAGAUUUAGUAGAACUGUGGAUAAUAUUCGACAAGAAAGAGUGAGAAAUUAUCAGCCACAAUACUCAAUCAAUGCUACACUUGCAGAUGCAAUUCACGAGGUUAACGCAAAUGACUGCUUAAUUACAGCCGCAUUUUUUAUAUCUAAUUUUAAAAUAGAUCGGAAACUGUAUAUGCAACCGAAAACAUUUAAUAUUGCAAUUGUUCAUAGUUUUGCAGAGUUUCAAAAUUGUUUGAAGCAUAGUAUGAACUUAAACGCAUUAUUGGGAUAUCCGUAUGAACCAAUCAAAGUUGCUAGUGUGUUCAAUGGGACAUUAUUGUACAAUUUAUGUAGCAUUUUUAAAAAACAUAACGAUGUUGAAGUUUAUAUCAAUUUAAUUUUGCAAGAUUCCCCAAGUUUGUUACGUCUAUUUAACAUACUUUUAUUAAAAGUCAAACCUUUGCUUAAUACUGCACUAAAGAGGAAGACCGAGGAAGCUGACAAAUGUAUAAAGCAAAAAACAAAAAGGUAUCCCAUACGGGACCAUGAAGGUCCAGUGAAGGACCAUAAAGGUUCUGUGAAGGACCAUAAAGGUCCUGUGAAGGACCAUGAAGGUCCCACGAAGGACCAUGAAGGUUCUACGUAA